Molecule: messenger RNA, 1842 nt
Organism: Triplophysa rosa
Lineage: Eukaryota; Metazoa; Chordata; Actinopteri; Cypriniformes; Nemacheilidae
Gene: gclm
Product: glutamate-cysteine ligase, modifier subunit
Exons: 7
Coding region: 151-972 (273 amino acids)
Biological process (GO): glutathione biosynthetic process
Cellular component (GO): glutamate-cysteine ligase complex
Molecular function (GO): glutamate-cysteine ligase catalytic subunit binding; enzyme regulator activity
Source: RefSeq, a predicted model, not a curated record
UCUCUUUGCACUCAACUCCUCUACUUACUUGAAUGAACUGCGGUGCAGUUACACUACACAGAGAGAGAUAGAGAGGGAGGGAAAUACUGUCUUGAGGGUAUGUUAUAGUUGUAAUACAGCCAUCACUUCAGUCACCGACAUUUCCAAGCAAUGGAGCCUCACGUAAACGCGCAACGGCUUUUUGAGCACGCGACAGCCUUGAAGCUUCACACGGGGAAUUUAGUCAACCGCAGUCGACUUAAGAAGAAAUGUCCGUCUUCGACUAGCGAGGAGCUUCAAGACUGCAUCCAAGGCACACUGAGUGCGUGGUUGGCCACGAUGCCAUCAACGCUUGAUUCAGAGCUUCCCAGUGUUCUGCACUGCACCAUUCCAGAGAAUACAGAAGCCAUCACGCCAGAAGAGAGAGAGGAGCUGAAAGUGUCUGUUAAGCUUUUCCUCAGCGAGCCGGACUGCUCAUCUAUCAGAAAUGCAGUGGACAUGGCUCGUUCGUCCUUAGCAGUGUCUCAGCUGGAUUCUGUGAUCAUUGCUCCUCCUCCACUCCUCGAUGGUGAAAUUCAGACUCUGAUCCACCUGCAGCCGCUGUGGGAGGAGCUAGAGGGUCUUGUGCAUAGCAAAAAAAUUGCUGCUAUCGGCACGUCAGACUUGGACAAAUCCCUCCUUGAGCAGCUGUAUAACUGGGCUCAGGUAAAGCCAAGCAGUAACCAGGUGAAUCUGGCAUCGUGUUGUGUGAUGCCUCCAGACCUCACUGCGUUUGCUAAAGAGUUCGACAUACAAUUGCUAACACACAAUGACUCCAAAGAGUUAAUCAGCGCUGCAUGCUUCCAGGAAGCAGUACAGGAGAGCAGUAAGGACCUGCUGGUGGCAGACUGGAGCCUGGAGUGGGUCUUGCGCUACUCCAUCAUUGUCAAGAGCAGAGGCAUCAUUAAAUCAAAGGGCUACAUCGUUCAUGCUAAAAAGAGCAACAGCCAUUAACGGCAUGUUUGAGCAGGUUUCUAUGGUUUCUUGGAUGUUAAUCCAGCUAAUUUGAGGAACUAAUUCAUCUGUGAUACGUCUUUCAUUUUAAAGAAUUUGACGAAACACAAACGUGAACCUGAGUCAUCAUUUUGAUCAGAAGGAACAGAAACUGACUUGACCCCAAGGCACAUAAAUUCUCUGCGGCUUAAUUCUGUAUGCAAAGUGCCUCUUUUCAUGUCUGUUUGGUUUUCUUCUUUGGUAAAAAUGAAAGUUAAAACGUAUCAGUGGUUAAUAGGGUGUCAGAUUAGGAAAUGGGGGACCCACUUUUUCAAGCAGUUCCUAGACAUUUUGCUUAUGGGGAAUUUCAUUUUGAAAUGUAGAAUGUGUUUUAACAAACAGUGGACGACAUAGUUGUAGAUAUUUUUUACUUCAAUUUUUAAUGUUGAUUUUACGUCAUGGCAUUUUAAGUUUGUAUAAUUUAUUUUCAUUGCAGUGUAAAAUGUUUAGUAGAUGUUUCUUGUUUCAGAAGAUAAUCUCUCUUGUCUCCUGUGUAAACUAAAUGAUUUGCUUAUCUGACAUGUAUUCAAAUCAAGCAACUGAAGAAACUUUUGUGGAAUGCUUUUAACAUGCAUAGCAUGAUGAACAUUGCUUCACUGCAUAUAAAAACACUGGAAAAUGCCACACUUGAAGGAUAAGAAAGAUUCUAGUUUCAUUAUCUAGCAGAUUGUCAGAAUAUAUAUUUUUACCUGUUAUUUAUUCAUGGUAACACUGGUUCCUUUUGGGUCCAAAUCGUAUAAGAGAACAUUAUUCAUGUACUGUACAUGUAAUUGCUAUUUUCAAAUCCCAUAUUUUUUCAUUUGAUUUAUAAACAUCAGAAUUUAAAACUAA